CAUCAUAGUGUAACAGUUUAGAAAUAUUCAGUCUGGUGAUGCUGUUCAGGUAAAUGUACGUACAAAAAAGUCACACAAUUAAUCUUUAUAACAAUCCAUCAAAAACGGAAUUAGAAUAAUUUUGUUUUUAAAGAUUCGCUUCACACUUCAGUAUUUUGAUUCCUGUUAUAUAGGCAGGUGCUUCUUGUUUGGAGACAAACUGCUGGAUUUUUGGGAAUCUCAACUGACGAUUCAUGUACAUGUAAAUGGGUUUCGUGAUCUACAAUCGUCUGUGGUCACCACUGUCCACUUUAUGGUUCAAGUGUUGUCAGAAGGACCAUAAAAGUAUAACGCGGGUCAUUUCUUAUUAUUAUCUGAAAUAUCUUUGGAUAAAUAUCAUUGGUGAUUACAGAUUCAAUUGUCGUAUAUUUUGAAAUGCCCUAAAGAUGAUAAAGAAGACAUUGCGGUUUUUGUUUCGAUGGGGAUACCGUGCGUGUGUGUUUGUUCUAACCCUGUCCACCUGUCUAUAUUUCAACACGCUCUGGCGGUACCUCUCAAACUACAGUAUCGAAGGUUUUGGGGAGAGAAACGAGACACGGCAGGUUGAACACUGGGAGGAACUCCCCAGACAAGGAACAGAGCGACAAAAAUCAUGGUUAAUGAUUGGUGUUCCUACAGUAUGUCGUAAAAACAAGAAUUACCUCGGCCCUACCUUAUCCUCACUGGUCAAUCACAUGCACGAGGUUACCGGGAUCACGAUUGUCGUCUGCAUAUGCGAUACACACAAAGCGUGCCGGGAAAACAUCAAGAUUAACUUAACCAGCCAGUUUUUCCCAUAUAUAGAAAGUGGACUAAUACAAGUGAUAGAAACGCCAAAACAUUACUAUGCGCCCUUGAUGAACCUCAAACAAACCUUCAAUGAUUCAGAAACAAGAGUGCGAUGGCGUUCGAAACAAAACUUGGAUUAUUCUUUCUUAAUGCAGCACUGCGCCAAUAAGUCGGAAUAUUACCUUCAGCUGGAGGACGAUGUGAUCACUGUCCCCCGGUAUAUUAACAAAAUCAAAUCAUACAUGCUUAAAAUCAAACAAUCUUGGACCAUGUUAGAUUUUUCGACCCUGGGAUUUAUUGGGAAAUUGUUUAAAUCCAAAGACUUGGGAAAGCUGGCCAUUUUACUCAGAACGUUUUACAAUGAACAGCCAUGUGAUUACUUGAUUUAUUAUUACUUAAAACUCAUGCUACAAAAGGAUCGACACAUUAGAAUCCCUUCACUUUUCCAACAUAGAGGCCAUUUUUCAUCUCUGCCUAACCUAGUGAGAAAUAUCUCCGAACCCUAUUCUCAUUUUCCGUCUUUCAAAAAACGUUAUCAUGGAGAUAACCCAGAAGCCACAAUUUUUACUUCACUGUCUCCAUGGAUGUCCUACAAGCCUUCAUUUGCAUACUUUACCUCUGACAAUGAAAUGUUUUGGUCUACCACACCGCGAAUAGGAGACCACUAUACCGUGGUAUUUAAAACACCUCAGAGGAUUGCUCGAAUAGUUGUACUUACGGGAAAACCCCGGGAUAUGGCUGACCAUCUUCAGGGAGGAAUCUUAGAACUUGGAACUACAGUAAAAGCAGUUUCAGGGGGAAAAUUGGCGUGUUCCAAUCUCAGUCGAAUAGAAAAGUUUGUUAAAGGCAAUAUCGAUAUUAAAGUGACAAAGUCAGUAGAACCCACAAAGUGUUUGAAAGUAACAAUUACAAAACAACAGGACACCUGGCUUAUAAUCAGAGAAAUAGCCGUGUUUACCAAGCCUAAGUAGAAACAAACAUUUUUUUUUUUUAAAUCUGAGACUUGUGUAACUCCAUACUUCAUUUAUUCAUAAUCUCAUCGAGAUUCAUCGAGGCUGGGUAUUUGAACUGACGCCUCUUCCGAAUCUCAGACCAGUGUCACACAAAGUGAUUCGGGAAAUCUUGCCUGAACUUCGGCCGCUUGUUGCGAUUAAAAUGGGUUAAACUGAAUUUCUUGUCCGCUUCAACCUUUUGCCUUAGACAUCCUAUUAACUUCCUAUCACAAUGAAACAUGCAUUUCUUACCUUUAUAUGGUGUAAAUCCCACAGUAAAUAAAGUUGGGUUAAAAGCGGCUGAAGUUCAGGCAAAAUUUCCCGAAUCACUUUGUGGGACACUGGUCUGAGAUUCGGAAGAGGCGUCAGUCCAAAUAUCCAGUCUCGACGAAUCCCGCCGAGAUUAAUUCAUUCAUUUAGAUCAUAGGGAUACAAAUUAGUCCGCAACGGCAAGGGCUAUCGUUUGGCCGUGACGUAACCUGCUUGAUGACGAAUAUUGAUCUUCAGUGAAUCUAAUCAAAGGAAUUUCUUUUUUUUCUCCCACCACCCAUUAUGCUGAAGUUCAGUAAUUUUUCUAUGGUAACUUUGAUACAGGAGGUACACUGUAAUACAGUGUUAUGUUACUAUCCAUACUGAAAUGUUACUUUCCAUGGAAAUGAAAUAAAUUCUAAAUAGCGCUUACGAUAUUCUGUAGAUCGUCGGGAUUCGGCUAUAUGCAACAUCUGUGCAGAAAAUGUUAUUCCAUGAACCUUACAAAAGUUAUGCACUGCACGAGUUACAUGUAUCAAGGGAGAUUAUUUCGAAGGUGAGGGGACGUCACAUAACCAGGGAGUUCCGAAAGCGAAUAAUGUGGCAUUUACGUUUGCAAUGAAAGUGAACACGAUGAUGUAAUAUGCAGGAAUACAGAAUCCGGAAACGCUCCAAUAUUUUUUUGUGCUUUUUAAAAAAGGUACAUGUAUGUUUAUGGAUUGGUUUUGUACCUGUAUGGCUCUUUCUAUUGUGUUACCUUUAUGCAUUUAAACGUAAAGCUAAGUUUGCAUGUGGAUUUGGGUGUUAGCUUUGUCGAACAUAAACAUUUAUACCCCCGGUAUUUGUAUGUAAGUCAGAAAUUUAAUCGUAAAAUACAUGUGUAUUCGUAUGCACAGAACCU
Molecule: messenger RNA, 2949 nt
Organism: Ostrea edulis (European flat oyster)
Lineage: Eukaryota; Metazoa; Mollusca; Bivalvia; Ostreida; Ostreidae
Product: alpha-1,3-mannosyl-glycoprotein 4-beta-N-acetylglucosaminyltransferase C-like
Exons: 5
Coding region: 426-1778 (450 amino acids)
Biological process (GO): protein N-linked glycosylation
Molecular function (GO): acetylglucosaminyltransferase activity
Source: RefSeq, a predicted model, not a curated record